AUGGCAAUCGAUAAUAUCGCACCGGGAACUGGACCAAAUCGUCAAUUAUUCACAAAUAACUUUUCGAAUCAUCAUCAUCAAAGGAAGUGUAAAAACACUCAAACGGAAGCCCAUCAAGCAUGUAUGCAAAGUAUUCAACGAAUUCAAGAUCAAUACAAUUUGGAUUUGAAUAGUUUUAAUGCGCUGGUUGAUGAGCGGUCUUUUUGGAAAUGGGAAUUAAUCGAUUUCACUGCUGAAUACAUCCCAUCAUUUUAUCAUCAACAUUAUUAUUAUCAAUCUAAUGAAACAGUGAAUAACCUUGACAUUGACCAAUGGAAUCAUAAUAAUAAUAAUUAUUCCCAUUUAACAACUAUCAUCCCAUCAACUCCAUAUAAACAAACAACUAAAUUCCAUAGAUAUUCAAGUACACUGAUAUUCAAUCGUGAAGAUGUAUGUUAUCAUGACCAAUCAAUUUAUAGAGAUCCCAUUCGAGUAAAUAAUCAAAUUAAAUCUACACUAUCUACCAGUCGUUCAUGUAAUCUAUUCACAUUAUGGCAACCGAAAAUAAAACGUGAACGAUGCAUUGAAUUUCGAAAAGAUCCGUCGAUAAAUUCACGUAAACUAUUGACAAAUGAACUAAAACCUGAUUCAUCUUCAUUAUCAAAUCAACAUCGAUCUAAAAGUUUGGAUAGUAAUUAUUCAAAAAAUCAUUGCAUACCACGUGAUCAAUUCAAUCAGGUUGACAAGAUCAAUGCCAACCAUGAAUUUUCUUCUUGUAUUGAUCUUUAUCAAACUGAUCAAACUGACAGGCGAAAAAGAAAUAAGGAUGGGAAUAAUCACUCUGUAUCGAAAGAAAUUGAUAGGGAAUUAAAAAUUGACCAAAUCACUCGAAAAUCUGAGCAAAAAAUUAAAAAUUAUCAUUUGUUAUAUGAUAGGCUGGAAAUAAAAUCAAAUACUUUGAUUUCUACUACUUAA
This is a messenger RNA of Schistosoma turkestanicum, 954 nucleotides long. The record is from the annotation of a GenBank genome assembly. Lineage: Eukaryota; Metazoa; Platyhelminthes; Trematoda; Strigeidida; Schistosomatidae.